AUAUGUAAUCCCGCCUCUCUCUCUCUCUCUAGAACCCUACCUCAUCGCGUCUGUUUCUUCUCUCGACUGCGUUGAAUUAACGCGCGUACAAUUCACGCUACACGCCCAAACCCUAUAUUUCUCUCCUCAAAUUCGGACCAAACCGGAACCCUAAUUUCCUUCUCUACAUCUAUCUGUUUCUCUCUCUAAGCUGUAGCUACACAAUGAGGAAGGGUACUAAGAGGAAGGCGAGCCAGAAAUCUACAGAAGAGGCCAGUGAAGAGCCAAGCAAAUCGACGCAAGAGACCGACACAGUGCCAAAUAAAUCUACGGAAGAGACCAACAAAGAGCCCAAAAAGGGCUCGAAAAGAACUGUUGUCAGAGCUAAGCGAGUCAAACCUCCGAAGCCUGAAUCCGAGCCUGAGUUCUUCCCGGAGACGCGUAAUUUGGAAGACUUAUGGCAAAAGGUUUUCCCUGUUGGGACAGAGUGGGAUCAGUUGGAUACGGUUUAUCAGUACAAGUGGAAUUUCUCAAAUCUUGAAAAAGCAUUCGAAGAGGGUGGAGAACUAUAUGGUAAAACAGUCUACCUUUUCGGCUGUACCGAGCCUCAAUUGGUAUUUUUUGGGGGUGGAGGAAAAGUAACCUGCAUACCUGUUGUUGUUGCUGUUGUAUCUCCUGUUCCACCGUCUGAUAGGAUUGGAAUCAACUCAGUACAGAGGGAGGCUGAGGAAAUUGUGCCAAUGAAGCAGAUGAAAAUGGACUGGGUUCCAUACAUUCCAUUGGAAAAUAGGGAUGCUCAAGUUGAAAGACUUAAAUCCCAAAUUUUUAUUUUGAGCUGCACGCAAAGAAGGGCUGGAUUAAAACAUUUGAAGAUAGAGCGUGUGAAGAGAUUUGAAUACUGCUUACCUUAUUUCUACCAUCCCCUUCAGGAAGAUGAAUCCGAACAGAGCACCAUUGUACAAAUCUUAUUUCCAGCAGAACCACCAGUUUUCUGUGAGUUCGAUUGGGAACUUGAUGAGCUUGAGGAGUUCACUGAUAAACUUGUUGAGGAGGAGGAGUUGUCUGAAGAUCAAAAGGACGCUUUCAAGGAUUUUGUUAAGGAGAAGGUUCGAGAAGGGAAAAAAGCUAACCGUGAGGCAAGAGAAGCCCGGAAAAAAGCUAGAGACGCAAUGGAUGAGAAUUCAAAGGUUGCGUUAGAGAAUAUAAAGUUUUACAAAUUCUAUCCUGUUCCAACACCUGAUACCCCUGACGUGUCCAAUGUCAAGUCUCCAUUCAUAAACAGGUAUUACGGGAAGGCUGAUAAGGUUCUGUGAUCGGGCUUGCCAAGGACCAGGUGGUACGGGAGUAUGUUGUCCAAUGCUUGACGAGAUGAUUGCUCACUUGGCUGCUUAAUAACCUAGCAGAAGGUGAAGUUUAGGAUCUGGACUCUGGGGCCUUCUUUCGAAAUGCAAGCUUGUAGUUUUGUAACUCUUUACGGAAAAGGGAAGAAUAAUUAGGUGCUCUUUGUACCAUUGGGUGUUAGUCACAACAGUUUAGAACGCCGAGGAUUCCAAUUUUGGAAAUGAGUAGGUUUCAGUAGCUGGGAAUUCCCAGUUUCUCUUUUCUUCAUUUAAUCUUCAUUAGUGGUAUUAAUACCACAACCCUAGUUUUGUACUACAGACAUGAAUGGCAAAAAAGUUAUUGCAUCAACAUCUUCUCGCGGUAUAGUCACCGACUUAUGAAUGAAUUGCUCUUAUGAUGUUGGACUUAUGCUGCGUUGUAACUUAUUAUACUGGUAUUGGAUAUUUCAAUUUGUUCUUUGA
Molecule: messenger RNA, 1781 nt
Organism: Cornus florida
Lineage: Eukaryota; Viridiplantae; Streptophyta; Magnoliopsida; Cornales; Cornaceae
Product: protein HEAT INTOLERANT 4-like
Exons: 14
Coding region: 204-1292 (362 amino acids)
Biological process (GO): regulation of cellular response to heat
Source: RefSeq, a predicted model, not a curated record